AUGAGAAUUUCCAAGGUGCUCGACCUGUCGCUGGCGUUGUGUAACGCUUUGGAGUACCUCCACGAUGUGGCGGUGCCUGGACGCAUCGUGUGUCACCGAGACCUCAAGCCGGACAACACCGGUUUCGCGCAGGAUGGCACGUUGAAGCUCAUUGACUUCGGACUGGGAAAGCAAACCGGAAGCAAGAGACGGGGCAUGGCGUCUGUGUGUGGAAGUUUCCGACAGUUCAGAAAGGAGACAAAGCGAUGUGUACAGAGAGGCUGA
Messenger RNA from Ectocarpus siliculosus, 264 nucleotides. The record is from the annotation of a GenBank genome assembly. NCBI's taxonomy places the organism in Eukaryota, Phaeophyceae, Ectocarpales, Ectocarpaceae.